This is a messenger RNA of Aaosphaeria arxii CBS 175.79, 1522 nucleotides long. RefSeq names its product TPR repeat protein-like protein. Gene Ontology annotation, molecular function: Hsp90 protein binding. Lineage: Eukaryota; Fungi; Ascomycota; Dothideomycetes; Pleosporales. The transcript is spliced from 2 exons. The record is from RefSeq and is a predicted model, not a curated record. Gene Ontology annotation, biological process: protein folding. The coding region runs from base 150 to 1322 and encodes 390 amino acids.
AUGGAGCGGGACCUACUGGCGCAUCCUUCCUCAGGCCAUGGACCUUAAGCGAAGAGAAGUUUAACACUAGUGCCCAAUAUCACAACUUCGAGCAUUUGAAAGGUACCAGUGAUCAGCGCCUCACUUUUCAUUUGGGACUCCAGGAAAAUAUGGCUUCAAGCAAGAUUGAAAAUGGGCCUUCCGAGGCGGCAUCUGCAGAUCUUCCGCCGGCGAUGGCAGAGAUCAAGCAUCAAGGGGUCGAUGAAGUCAUUAAAGAGAUGAAUCGUCUGCCUCUUUUUAUGUCGACGCUCGAUGAGACCGACGGCGAGGGAGGUGAGAACAUCCAUCUCGAAGCUCUAAAGGCACUAGCAUAUGAGGGAACAAAGGCGGAGGUAGCAGAGAAUUUCCGUCAGCAAGGAAAUGAGUGCGCGCGCGCCAAACAAUGGACGGAUGCAAAGGAGUUCUAUGACAAAGCUAUUGCUGCGCUGAAAGCGCCGCCUCAAGAGCCGGAUCCCGAGGACGAGCCACAGAUCUAUGAGAUUGAGGUGGAUGAAGAGGAAGAAGCCAAGAAAGAAAAGCAGAUCGAGGAAGCCUGCUAUGUUAACCGAGCACUAUGUAACCUAGAGAAGAAAAAUUAUCGUUCAUGCAUACAGGAUUGUGCUUCCACCCUUCGACUGAACCCUAGCAACGUGAAAGCUCUGUAUCGUUCUGCACAAGCAUGCCUGGCACUUGACAAGUUGCCCGAAGCCACAGACGCCUGCACGAGGGGCCUUGAGAUUGACGGUACCAAUGCAGCCCUGAAAACGCUCUCCACCAAGAUCGCUGCCCGCGGCUCGUAUCUAGAUGCUCUGGCCAAAGCUCGGAAAGAACGAGAGGAGAGGGCUGCGUCAGAAAAAGCCACCCUCACAUUAGCCCUGAAGAGUCGAGGCAUACUUACCAGGUCUACAGACCAGGCGCCAGAUCUCGAGGAUGCAGCUGUGAAACUGGAGAACUCAAUGGACCCGAGUUCUACUCUUUCCUUCCCAGUCAUUCUAUUGUAUCCACUCCAUUCCCAAUCAGACUUCGUCAAAGCGUUCUCCGAGAAGGAGAAGCUUGAUCAGCAUCUUGAGUAUAUUCUGCCUGUACCCUGGGACACAGAGCAAGCCUAUACUUUGGACAAGGUCGAGGCAUACAUGGAGACAAUAGCUGGUGGGCUCAUAAAAGUGGGUAAGAAAAUGUCACUAGGAAAGAUCCUUGCCUCUGGCAAAGUCGAGAUUGUGGAUGGAUUGAUCAAGAUCAACGUGGUCCCAAAGGAAAGGGCAAGCGAAUGGAUAGACGAGUUCAAGCGGAGAAAGCCAUCAUGAAUCCAUGAACGCCCCGCGGAGGAUCCAGGCAGGCACGAUGGCGGGUAUCCAAAGAUACUGAGAUGAAGGACGAUUCACUCCACAGUCCAGGAUCAAAAGAUUUGGACGGAUUAGACGGACGGAGCUGCGCGAAACGCCACAUAUCGUCGCAUCGAAGCGCUGGUUGGGCUUACGGUUUACCAUCUUGGCCUCUCCAUAUA